This is a messenger RNA of Morus notabilis, 996 nucleotides long. Its product is annotated as peroxidase 60. The coding region runs from base 1 to 996 and encodes 331 amino acids. Gene Ontology annotation, cellular component: plasmodesma; plant-type cell wall. Lineage: Eukaryota; Viridiplantae; Streptophyta; Magnoliopsida; Rosales; Moraceae. Gene Ontology annotation, molecular function: heme binding; peroxidase activity. The record is from RefSeq and is a predicted model, not a curated record. The transcript is spliced from 4 exons. Gene Ontology annotation, biological process: response to oxidative stress; hydrogen peroxide catabolic process.
AUGAGUUUGGCCGCAAGCCAAUACUGCUCAGCACAGGAUUUACAGGUCGGAUUCUACGCAAACAAAUGCAUCGAAAGAUCAGGCUUUCUCGGUAUUUUUUCUCGUAAAUAUGAUGUUGAGAGAAUUGUAGCUGAUAAAGUCCGCGAUGCAUAUUAUUCGUCCAAGUACAGAAACAUCGUCCCUGCUCUCCUUCGUUUGCAGUUCCACGAUUGCUUUGUUUACGGCUGCGACGCUUCUAUUCUACUGGAUGGGCCGGAGACUGAGAAAAAUGCACCUCCAAAUCUAAGCGUGAGGGGAUACGAUCUUAUUGACGACAUAAAGGACGAGAUAGAGAAAAUUUGCCCUGGAAUAGUCUCUUGUGCUGACAUCAUUGCCAUGGCUACAAGGGAUGCCAUUUCACUCGCAGCUUUAAGGAGUUCGCGGGAGGAACCAUUUAGGUACGAUGUAGAAACAGGGAGAAGAGAUGGCAUUGUAUCUCGUGGUAGCGAUAUCGUUGAUCUGCCACCUCCAACAGCAACAGCCUCAAAUUCCAUUAAAGCCUUUCAGAAAAAGGGACUCACUGCCACUGACAUGGUUUAUCUUCUUGGCGGUCACAGCGUCGGAGUGACACAUUGCAAUGUCAUCGAGGAUCGUCUUUCGAACUUCAAUGACACCGGGAGACCAGACUCAACGAUGAACCAAGAUUUAGUUGAAAGUUUGAAUGAGUACUGCGCUAGAAAUCCAACCGGUCAAGUUAGCUUGGACCAGGGAACUCCGUCGAUUGUGGACAACUCAUUUUACAAGCAAUCAUUGUACUGGAACAAAGGAAUUCUUAAAGUGGACCAAGACAUAGUUUUCAACGAAGAAACGAGACGUACGGUUGUAGAAUUAGCAAGAGAUACUUAUAAACAGUUCAACGUGAAAUUUUGGCAGGCCAUGGUGAAGUUACAACGUGUGGGUGUUCUCACUUACCCGCAGGGGGAGAUUAGGCAAUCCUGCGCGCGGCGCGUCAGUUAA